CAUGCUCGCUUUACCUGCCAUACGAUGCAACAGCUAAUCUUACCUUCCUCUUCAGGUAAUAUUGAAGGUUGACCAAUCAACUUGAGGAAGAGUGACACUUUCCGGGCAUUUACGCAGAUAGAGACAACGACAGCGGAGAUCCCUGACAAGCUACAAAACAACUGGUCGAUAUCAAGAAUAUGUCAGGGCAUACCAUUCCCCAAUUGACAUGGACCAGUCGGUUGGCUCCAAGAUGCUUAUCACACUCGCUUGGGCAGACUUGACUACUGUACAUGCUUGUCCCACGUAGAGGAUCGACAUCGGUCGUUAGGCUGAUUUACGACGUUUAUCAACAGCCUCCAAACAUCUCUUGCCAUAUGUUGAUGACUUCUCACUCACCAAACACUCUCUCUUCCUGAAGAUCACGUUUGUGCCUGCGACCCUGGGUGAUCACAUCACUGACUGCCUCGCCCUUCCUCCCGUCCAACAAGAUGAGCACCAUUACCACCGCCACUGAAGUCAUCCCUUCCCAACCAUUAUCUCCAUCACAAUACUAUGGCAAACUACGAUUCAUCCCGGAGGGCAAAACCCCCCAACCAAGUCCCCAUAAUUUCCAUUUACCCGAGAUCUCCGAGUUUGGUGAUGUACGCAUGCAACCAUUGAUUGACAUGCGUCCCGUUCCAACCAUCGAUGAAUUGAAUCGUGAUCAUGCUCCUGAAGGAACGGCAAAGCUUUCAACCCACGGGUUCACGGCAGUCAAACACCCCACGACAUUGAACUCGGCACCUUACUCUCGAGCUAGUUGGGAUGAUCCAGCAAUUCUGAAAUCGAUAUAUGUUCCCGAGACGGAAGAUAUGGUCAAGAAGAUCACCGGUGCUAAAACGGUGAUUACAGAAUCACUAUUGAUCCGCAGCGCCGUCUGGUCUGAAAAGGAUGCUUUGGCCACACAUGGCGGUCAUGGUCAAGAUGGUCAAGCGGACGCUGAAAUCAUCUCGCAGCAACGAGAACCAUCACCAGAAGAGACAGACUUGGAACUGGGUUUUCCUCAAUUCAUCGGCUUCUCCGCUGCCAGUGGAGGUGUGAGUCCAGCGCCCAAGGUUCACCUCGACUAUGCUCCCAAUGGUGCAAGAACUCAUAUCCGCAAAUUUCAUCCUCGCAUGGCGGAAUUCGCUAAAGAUGUCAUCAAGGCGGAAGACCAACUCCUUUCCCAGGGCAAGUCCCUCAGAGAAGAAUAUACUUCCUCUCAAACAGGGCCACGCUGGGCGUUAUAUUCCAUUUGGCGGCCGUUGAAACCCGUCAAGCGAGAUCCACUAGCAUUAGGCGAUGCUCGGACUUUUCGCGAGUCCGACUAUGUUCCUGUAAUGAUCAAGAAUCCUAACCUCGGGAUUCCAGGUGAUAAAUCCACCCACGACAGUGAAAGUUACUUGGCACAUUGGUCAGAGGGGCAGAAAUGGUAUUUUAUUUCUCAACAGGAGCCAGAGGAGGUAUUGGUGGUGGGACUUUUUGACUCGGAUAGAGAUAAAGAGACGGUGGCGGCUGGAGGGACAUUGCAUAGUAGCGUUGAUCUUCCGGGAACUGAGAAUGAGCCAGCUAGAGAGAGUCUGGAGCUGAGAUGCCUGGCGAUUUGGUGAUUGUUAGUCUUGGUUUGACAGGGUCUUGUUACCACAGUCCUUGUUAGGGGAGGCCUUCAUGGUCAAACCGCACAUUCAUGUAUUCAUCUAACAUCUAUCAUUGCGAUUGUGGAGUUAGUCAAAGAAAAUUCUUGAUAUA
Exophiala mesophila is the source of this 1749-nucleotide messenger RNA. RefSeq lists its product as uncharacterized. The coding region runs from base 471 to 1610 and encodes 379 amino acids. The record is from RefSeq and is a predicted model, not a curated record. Gene Ontology annotation, molecular function: oxidoreductase activity. Lineage: Eukaryota; Fungi; Ascomycota; Eurotiomycetes; Chaetothyriales; Herpotrichiellaceae. The transcript has a single exon.